This is a messenger RNA of Aureobasidium uvarum, 2046 nucleotides long. Lineage: Eukaryota; Fungi; Ascomycota; Dothideomycetes; Dothideales; Saccotheciaceae. The record is from the annotation of a GenBank genome assembly.
AUCGCUUUCGCACAAGAGAUCGAGUGGAUUUCCAAGGAGCCUGCCUUGGUUGUCUGGACCGACCCCGGGCGUCCACAGAUCUCGUCACUUGGAUUGCCAUGUCCUACUGGAACACCUACGCUGCUGACUCUUUGGAUCGGCAAGGACUCCUCGAGAGGGCUUCACAUUUUGCUGCAUCUUCGUAUCACUAUUCGAGUCUCAAAACGUCGAAAGACUCUCGACCAUUUUCUGCUCCCUUGUCCAAGUACCUGUGCGACCGAGAGCUCUUCAGUUGUCAACCUGGACGAUGCUUCGGAGGACGUUAGCCAGUGUCUGAAAGAAGCGUAUGGAAAAUCGUCCACGAGAAAAUGUCUUCGUGUCCCGUUUCGUCAACCCAAGCGGGGUCGUGUAUUGAUGCCUAUUGCGCCCGAGAAUGCACCAUGCCUAGGGGGCACUGCUCUACAUCUGUUGACUCUGCUUCGUUCGCUUGCCUGCGCGCAUACUUUCGACAUUUUCGUUGGCCACAGCAGUUAUGCUCAACAGGCCUUGACGAGUUUUCAAGGCGAUGUUUCUGUGAGCGAAGUGAAUAUUGACCUACUUCGCUCCUACAGCGAGAAAGGGGGCGUGUUCGACGACUGGCGUCGGAUUGGUGAACAACCGAAUGACUGUUCGAAUCCCCAGAAGGCUCUGUCCUCAAGCCGAGAAUGUCCAGAGAAUAGUCAUAAAGGCGUCAGGAAUAUUGGUCGCGCAACAACCCCCGAAGUUCCUGUAAAUCAAUUCGAGCAUGUGCAACCAACAUGCUCACCACCUCCUUAUUCUCCACCAUUGCAGACUACUCUACCCGCGACGCCAAACAACACUCGCGUGCCCCUGAAACGACCUCGCGUGUCUUCGACUGACCUGAGCAUAGUAUCAGCUACUUUUGAAACCGACCCACCACCCACGAAAACAGCGAGGUCGCACUCCACCUCAAAGUCUUGUUCGCCAACCUUUUUCAAUAAUUAUGACAUUCUACACGACACGCUACCAUUCCCGUCGCUGGAGCAAGCAUUAUACUCAUCGACAGUGGUCAACACCCCAAGCACUAUAGAAGUCCUACAUACGAUUCAUGACGAGCCCCAUACACCCACCGUCGCUGCCAAGGAUAAAGGAAAUGGCGCCUUUCCUGGCCCUCUGCUGAGUAUUCAAGGAGACACGUCUCCCUCGGCUAUUUCGACUUCAGACCGGUCCGAAACGCCUGGUAUCAAGCCUACAAUUUUCAAGAAUAGACCUGUGCUUCCUAAAUACUCGCCUAAAGCAAAAGAUGUGGCGUGUCAAACAGACCAAGAGCACCUCUCGAUAAAAGUUGUCAGGAGUUUUACAUCAGCUUACGAAUCUUUGGACAUGAUUCCACCAACAUCUGUCCUACGUUCAUUGAACAAGGAACUUCGUACGCUGGUGUCUGCUCAAGUACCCCUGCUUACCGAGCAAGCUUUGCAACGUGUUAUGGAAGACCUUCUAGACUCGCUCGAAUACAGUCAAAAAGUCGCGGAGAUUGGCCUGCAUGAAACCUCGGACGAUCUUAAAGUUGAGCUACAGCUUGAAACAGAGAAGGGUGUCGAGGAGAUUGGCGAUCAUGCAGGAGACACCCUCACUGACGUCAAAAGUCAGAUGGAAGAUCUGGCAAGUGGACAUCUGCUAGCUUUUGAAGACAUGCUGCAACGAACUGGGGAACAGCUGAGAACUACCCUCAAGGCUUUCUUGGAGGUUCUUGCCAAAGCAGUGACAAUAAACAAUCAUAAUGCCGACCAAACAGUCAGUAACAACACGAUUCCGACGCAAUGUCGAGACCAGCAAUCUGCAGUCUCAUGUGACUCACGGCGACCGGCGGUACCUGCUAUUGCUAGCUCAUCAGUAGCAGCUGCUGCUACGAAGCUUUUUCUACACGAUUUCGGAGACCUUUGCAUGACCGCGAAGGUGAAAGUUCUUGACAGACUUGCGAGUCACAAUACAGCAGAGGUUUUCUUGACAGUUGACAAAGAGCUUCGCGAAGCUUGGGUUGCCAGCUGGACCGGACAGACUCUUCCU